This is a messenger RNA of Musca vetustissima, 612 nucleotides long. RefSeq names its product carnitine O-acetyltransferase-like. The record is from RefSeq and is a predicted model, not a curated record. The transcript has a single exon. Bases 1 to 612 code for a protein of 203 amino acids. NCBI's taxonomy places the organism in Eukaryota, Metazoa, Arthropoda, Insecta, Diptera, Muscidae. Gene Ontology annotation, molecular function: carnitine O-acetyltransferase activity. Gene Ontology annotation, biological process: carnitine metabolic process, CoA-linked. Gene Ontology annotation, cellular component: peroxisome.
AUGAAAUCGGUUUUUAAAUUUUCACAUUUUAGACAUCACAAAUGUGCUGCUGCCCAAUAUGAAUCUGCCCAUUUGCGUAUAUUUUAUGGUGGACGCACCGAAACCAUACGUUCAUGUUCCAAUGAAUCGCUGGCAUUUGCACGGGCCAUGUUGAAUCCCGCUGCCAAUGAUCAGACCCGUGUGGAACUACUCAAAGAGGCAGUUAAUGGUCAUCGUCAAUAUACCAAUAUGGCACUGCAGGGUCGUGGUGUUGAUCGUCAUUUAUUGGGUCUAAAGCUAAUGGCAUUGGAAAAUAAUUUACCAAUACCCAAGUUCUAUACCUCACCUGGGUAUCUUAAGAGUUCACAUUUUCGUAUUUCCACAUCACAAGUUGCCACAAAGAAUUUGGCUUUUAUGAGUUAUGGACCCUCUACAGAUGAUGGUUAUGCCUGUUGUUAUAAUCCACGUGAUAAUGAUAUGUUUUUGGCGGUAACUUCAUGGCGUUCGAAUAAGGAGACAUGCUCGGAAAAAUUUGCCACAUCGAUUGAGGAAGCGUUAAGCAAAAUGCAUGAAAUUUUAAUGAAAACACAAAGCGACAAAAAGGAUAAAAAGGAAACUAAAUGCAAAAAAUAA